AUGACCACGCAACCAGCUACGACAACAACGCGCACUAAGAAACAAAAUCAUGCUAAUAUCCCCUGCCCCAUAGAAGACUGUGCACGUUUCACUUAUGGAAAACUUCCUGACCAUCUUACCAAAAUUCAUGGUUUAACAGGUGCCGAAAGAGACACUCUUAACGAACAACAGCGAAAACGUUUCUUUAACGGUGAGCUAUGUCAAGUGCGCUACCUCAAAGAAUCUGCCAUUCGUGACCUUUGGGGAGCAGAUUACGAAGAUCCUCGGAUCAAAGCGAAAAUUCACCAAAGUUACGCUCUUGUCAAAAUAAGAAUUAUUCCGCUUGCUGCCUCACAACGAGCUAGACCACUUACUGAACAAGAUGCUAAUGUCUUAACAGCCUACAAUGCUAGAACUGCUCCGCGCCCUGCCCGAGUAACAAGACCUCGAAACCGACCACGACCUUACCCACCACCAGAAAGCAGUCCAGGGACAACAAGCAGAGUUUCAAGUGAAUCCAGUGGGGAAGAAAAUGCUAGAACGACUUCUUUACCGCCAUCUCCUCCACCGUCAUCUCCUUCGUUACCACCUUCUCCCGCUCCUUAUGAAUUACCACCAGUAGAAACACGGUUACGCGAUAUAUUUGAUUCAAAAAUAGAUGCAGGAUACAAAGCAGUAAUUGAUGACAUGAAGAAGUCAAUGACGAUGGGGAGGAAACUUGGGCAGAGAAAACGAAAAACCUAUCGAACUUAUAGACGUUAUGCGAAACGAUUGAUUUCCUAUCUUCAUCGACAACACUCACCGCUUGCUUAUGACGUAGAUGUCCUUUUAUGUGGAGAAAGGCAAGUAUGUGCGUUUUUAGAGCGAAUUAGCAGCGAGCACAAAACAAAAACAUUGAGGAAUUAUAUUGUGGCAGCUAUCAAGUUGUUAGAUUCCCGUCUUUUUGCUAUCGAAACCGAUCCUUCUUGCAAAGAAAAGGUAGCUUCAAUGUCGAGAGUGUACGAUGUACUGCAUGGUCGUCUUAAUGACUGCGACCGGUUGCUGGCACAGAAAGAAACUGCUACUAGCCCAAAAGACUCAACUUCAAAUUUCGAUAGUGAUGACAUGCAACAAGGUUUCAAUGAAAGUUAUGAAGAACUGGUUUAA
Molecule: messenger RNA, 1125 nt
Organism: Parnassius apollo (apollo)
Lineage: Eukaryota; Metazoa; Arthropoda; Insecta; Lepidoptera; Papilionidae
Source: the annotation of a GenBank genome assembly